CAAAAGAUCCAGCACCCGUUCGGCCGUCUACGCGUGGCGGAACUGGAGAUCGGAAUGUCUUGGCACUUGGCCCCAGCAUGUGAUUGGGCAAUAACACUCGCGGAAGAGCCGCUAACCGACCAUAGUGACCACUACUAGUUCCUUCAGAUGUCAUAUCUCCCGACUAUUCCCACCGUUAUUGAUCGAUCUUCAGGUCAUCCUCCAAACGUAUCAACCCAUCGUUCGUGCUCUACCGACUAGAUUGCUGUCACUACUACAAAACGCACCUUCCAUCGUCUCCCUGUCUAGAAAGGAGGGCUUGGCUACCGAGGUCCCAAGAUGAACUGCCCUUCCAAAACCGAUGAGGACGUCCUUUGGCAUCCAGAAUGGAACCAGAGUCCGCCACGCUUCGCUGCUGAUCUGACGACUUGUGAGGACCUAAACGGCAUCGCGAAUGCAAGGGAAUUAGGAGAAGCAGACCGGUUGCGCAGCGGCACACAGAGUCUCCGGCGCUGUGGAAUCGAUGAUUCUAAUGUUCAAGAGAUGGAGAAGAGACCGCCGAACACUACGGGCGAGGGUGUCAAAGGGUCCCUAAACGGACCUUGCACCCGAACAACCAGACAUGUGAGCGAGUACCAAGGUGGCCUCACCGCCACUAUCAUCAGCUGGUCAAAGUGGCUAGUAUCAGUACUGUGUACUUCAAUUUUGAUUUCCUGGGCUAGCGGCAACCUGUCUGCUCCCAGGUUUUUCUUGCCCAAAGAUCAAUCAUUCCAACGUCUUCCCAGGCGAAGUACCUGCGAAGAUGGCAAAGCGCAGCCCAACUACGAUCUGGGUCUGCAUGUCGCUGGUCUCUUCAUUAUCCUCUUCGUAUCCGGCACUGGAUGUGCCUUCCCAAUGCUCGUACUCAAAUUCCCGCGGCUGCGCAUUCCACCUGCCUUCCUUUUCGGCGCAAAGCAUUUCGGUACUGGUGUCCUAGUCGCGACCGCAUUUGUCCAUUUACUUCCCACCGCUUUUGGUUCACUAAAUGACCCAUGUCUGUCAAGUUUCUGGACAACUGACUACCAGGCUAUGCCGGGCGCUAUCAUGCUAGCUAGUGUGUUUUUCGUCACAUUGAUUGAAAUGAUCUUUUCUCCGGCCCAGCAUGUCUGCGGUGGUAACGAGGGCGCGGAGGCUGUGUCUCGCCGAAAGGAAGAGCCAAAGCACGAGACUACUGAAUCACCGGCUCCACCACAACCAGCAAUGCAGAGGACGUACUCCGAAUCUAGCAUGCGAGUCCGAGAUCUAGGUGUCUUGCGUGGAAGAGUUGGGAGCAUCAGUAGGACACUCUCCCGCUACCGCGAAGACGGCCAAAGACUUGACGCGAUUGAAUCUGUUGGUGGGUCUGCAGCGGAGAUUCCAGGCGCUCAUAGCAAGGAAGACAAUGAUGAGUAUGCUAUCGAACAGGAUCAAGAAAUUGGAGACCACAACCAUGUGCUCACACCCGAGCAAAUCCACAAGAAAGCCAUUAUGCAAGUUUUUCUCUUGGAAAUGGGUAUCCUGUUCCACAGCAUCUUCAUCGGAAUGUCGCUUGCCGUUUCCGUUGGUAACGACUUCACCGUGUUGCUCAUUGCCAUUGUCUUCCAUCAAACUUUCGAAGGCCUCGCCCUCGGUGUACGUAUCGCGGACAUCAACUGGAAGCCCUGCGCUGCACAGCCCUGGCUCAUGGCUCUCGCAUACGGUUGCACUACACCAGGCGGCAUGGCAAUCGGCAUAGCAACUCACACCCUGUACUCUCCCGACUCUGAAGUUGGUCUUCUCGUCGUCGGCAUCAUGAAUGCUAUUUCCGCGGGUUUCCUCGUCUACGCAAGUCUUGUGGAACUCAUGUCGGAGGAUUUCUUGAGCGAUGAGAGUUGGAAGGUGCUCAGGGGAAAGCGCAGGGUGUAUGCGUGUUUGCUUGUGUUCUUGGGAGCCUUCCUCAUGAGUUUGGUGGGGGCUUGGGCGUAGAGAGGUGGAUGUAGAAGACGCGAUGGUAGGGGCAGCAUUGAAAUCGGAUGAAGACCCGUUGGGAAGAAGGGGGGUAGAAGAUGGAGGUGGAAAAGAGAUACCGGAUGGAGGAGAGGGAAGACAAGGAACCUGGAGGACGAAGCGAACAAAAUGUAGAUGGACCUGAGGCGGAUACACCCUUUUAACUAUCGU
Molecule: messenger RNA, 2154 nt
Organism: Alternaria alternata
Lineage: Eukaryota; Fungi; Ascomycota; Dothideomycetes; Pleosporales; Pleosporaceae
Product: Zip-domain-containing protein
Exons: 3
Coding region: 319-1962 (547 amino acids)
Biological process (GO): zinc ion transmembrane transport
Cellular component (GO): plasma membrane
Molecular function (GO): zinc ion transmembrane transporter activity
Source: RefSeq, a predicted model, not a curated record